AUUUAUUUUCCUGGAGUUUGUUUCUUCAACGCUUUAAUAAUAAAAGUCUACACUUGUUUUCUUCGCGAAGGAAUUUACAUAUACGGUUCUUUUUGAGAAGCUUUUUACGUACAGUCGGUGACUGUAUAUUUCUUAAUCCGCCAUGUCUUCCAUAACCAUUGCGACGCUUCCCCGCAUGACUCGCGAUGUCCUUUCUUCUCUCAUUCUUUCAAGCAGCAGUCCCUCCAAACUGGCCAUAGUUGACGUUAGAGACUCAGACCAUAUCGGCGGCCACAUCUACUCCUCAAUCUGGAUUCCCAGCUCUAGCCUCGAUGUCCGCAUGCCCGAGCUCGUGCGCACCCUACAGGACAAAGAGAAAGUCGUGUUCCACUGCGCCCUGAGCCAGCAGCGAGGUCCAUCCGCGGCCCUGCGGUAUGCGCGCGAGCGUGAACGCACUCUUGGUCCGGAGGCUAGUCAUAAGCAGGAAGUGUAUGUUCUUGAGGGAGGGUUCCUGCAGUGGCAGGAGAAAUAUGGGAAGGAUACGAGAUUGACAGAGGCGUAUGUGGAGGAUAUUUGGAGGGAGUAUUAAUUUACCUUCGGUGUCUUUUGCGGAGGCGGAGUGGGAGGAGGAUGGGGUUUAAAGUAAUGGGAUGUGAUAUAUUGUUGUUUAUUUGGAGAGGAUAUACGUGCGGAAUGGGGUUGAGGGCUAGUGUGGUUAGAGGUCUGCCUGGGGGUUUCUGAUCCUUGUUUUCAGCCUUUGGAUUUUAUUUAUAGAUACGAAUAGAAUAACGAUACCCGAUAUGA
Paecilomyces variotii is the source of this 783-nucleotide messenger RNA. RefSeq names its product Rhodanese-like domain-containing protein. The transcript has 2 exons. The record is from RefSeq and is a predicted model, not a curated record. NCBI's taxonomy places the organism in Eukaryota, Fungi, Ascomycota, Eurotiomycetes, Eurotiales, Thermoascaceae. Gene Ontology annotation, molecular function: protein tyrosine phosphatase activity. Bases 143 to 568 code for a protein of 141 amino acids. Gene Ontology annotation, cellular component: cytoplasm; nucleus.